This is a messenger RNA of Synchiropus splendidus (mandarinfish), 2108 nucleotides long. RefSeq names its product glucose-6-phosphate isomerase b (gene gpib). Lineage: Eukaryota; Metazoa; Chordata; Actinopteri; Syngnathiformes; Callionymidae. Gene Ontology annotation, biological process: glycolytic process; glucose 6-phosphate metabolic process; gluconeogenesis. The record is from RefSeq and is a predicted model, not a curated record. Bases 31 to 1692 code for a protein of 553 amino acids. Gene Ontology annotation, cellular component: cytosol. Gene Ontology annotation, molecular function: carbohydrate derivative binding; monosaccharide binding; glucose-6-phosphate isomerase activity. The transcript is spliced from 18 exons.
AGCAGAGCACAGCAAGACCCUCCUGACAACAUGGGACUCACACACGACCCUAAUUUCCACAAGCUGCAGGACUGGUACACUGCACAUGCCCUCAACCUGAACCUGAGGCACAUGUUUGAUUCCGACAAGGAGAGAUUCAACAAAUUCAGUCUCACACUGCCAACUGAAGAUGGAGAUAUUCUGCUGGAUUACUCCAAGAACCUUGUCACUGAGGAAGUCAUGAAGAUGCUUGUGGAUCUGGCGAAGUCCAGGGAAAUUGAGGCAGCUCGGGAGAAAAUGUUCUCAGGAGAAAAGAUCAACUUCACUGAGGGACGAGCUGUGCUCCACGUGGCGCUGAGGAACCGUUCCAACACCCCCAUCGUGGUGGACGGCAAGGAUGUGAUGCCUGAGGUCAACAAAGUGUUGGAGAAGAUGAAGGGCUUCUGUCACAGGGUUCGCAGUGGCGAGUGGAAGGGCUACACCGGAAAAGCCAUCACAGACGUUGUCAACGUUGGCAUCGGAGGAUCUGACCUUGGUCCUCUGAUGGUGACUGAGGCUCUGAAGCCGUACUCUAAGGGGGGGCCCCGAGUCUGGUUUGUGUCCAACAUCGAUGGUACCCACAUUGCAAAAACACUAGCGGAGCUCAACGCUGAGGCGACACUCUUCAUCAUCGCCUCUAAGACGUUCACCACCCAGGAGACCAUCACCAAUGCUGAAUCAGCCAAAGCUUGGUUCCUUGAACAUGCCAAAGAUAAAGCUGCUGUCGCGAAACACUUUGUCGCUCUUUCCACAAACGGCCCUAAAGUCAAGGACUUCGGCAUCGACACAGAGAACAUGUUUGAGUUCUGGGAUUGGGUUGGCGGGCGUUUCUCAUUGUGGUCAGCGAUUGGAAUGAGUAUCGCACUUCACAUUGGCUUUGACAACUUUGAGAAGCUGCUCUCAGGAGCUCACUGGAUGGACAACCACUUCCGCACCGCUCCUCUGAACAAGAAUGCACCAGUCAUUCUGGCUCUGCUCGGCAUUUGGUACAUCAACUUCUUCCAUGCAGAGACGCACGCAAUGCUGCCGUAUGACCAGUACAUGCACCGCUUCACAGCCUACUUCCAGCAGGGUGACAUGGAGUCGAAUGGAAAAUACAUCACUAACCACGGAGCCCGUGUGAACUACCACACUGGCCCCAUCGUCUGGGGAGAACCAGGAACCAACGGCCAGCACGCCUUCUACCAGCUCAUCCAUCAAGGAACCCGUAUGGUGCCCUGCGACUUCCUCAUUCCAGCUCAGACACAGCAUCCUAUCAGGGACAGCCUGCACCACAAGAUCCUGCUUGCCAACUUCCUGGCCCAGACCGAAGCUCUGAUGAGGGGUAAGACCACCGAGGAGGCCAAGAGAGAGUUGGAGGCCAGCGGUGUCACCGGGGAAAGCCUAGAAAAGAUCCUUCCUCACAAAGUAUUCCAGGGAAACAGACCAACUAGCUCCAUCGUCUUCAAGAAACUGACCCCGUACACACUUGGCGCACUCAUCGCAAUGUAUGAGCACAAGAUCUUCAUCCAGGGUGUGAUGUGGGAGAUCAACAGUUUUGACCAGUGGGGGGUUGAGCUGGGCAAACAGUUGGCGAAGAAGAUUGAGCCUGAGCUCCAAGAUGCUUGUGAGGUCAGCGCCCACGACUCCUCCACCAACGGACUCAUCAACUUCCUGAAGAAGAACUUUGCCUGAGUGACGCCAUGAACGCAGCAGCUUCAGUCUCUCCUUCCUCUCUGUGUUCCUCAUUGUUACCAUGUGUUCCGCUUCUACUGUCAGGAGGUAAACAGCAAAUGCGCUUUCACCACAAAAGUUGUGCUUGGAAUAAAUAUUGUGCACAGAUUGGUGUAUCUGUUUGAAUGUGGAACGUGUGGAAUUUGGACCAUACAUCUAUCUGUCGGAAAGAUAAUAAAACAUUACAAGUAGAGAUGGAAUUUGUGGAAGCUAGAGUCACAAAUACAGACCGUAAAAUAAACCUGGAGGAGCAGAAGACGUUCUCACUCUUGCCAGUAGAUGGCAACAGCGCGUAAGAUCUGCCCAGCAAUUCUACAGUUUCUCUUGGAAACGAAAGGUCCUAAAAUAUUGUCUUUUUGUAAAUACAGAGCACCGUU